Messenger RNA from Hymenoscyphus albidus, 2800 nucleotides. Lineage: Eukaryota; Fungi; Ascomycota; Leotiomycetes; Helotiales; Helotiaceae. The record is from the annotation of a GenBank genome assembly.
AAGCUCCAUCCCAGAGAGAUCGCCAUCAACGCUCAAUUUCCCCACUACUUUGGUAUUUAGAGAUACAAUCUUGUUUCUGCCGACCGAGUUGAAUUUGAACGCCGGCGGACCAUGUCAGUCUCUUCAAUUUUGAUCUCUAUUGUUUAGCUCUUCGUUCUUUUGAAAGCAGCUGGUGCCCUUCUCCUUUGGCACGCGUCAUCGCUCACCCCAAUACCGCCCAUCAUGGCAGGCGGAGGCCUUUCCUCAGGUACGGGUCAGAAACUGACGCAGGCUACGGUUAUUGUAGCUGGAGUUGCAGCUUUGCUUGCCUCUCUGCUAUCCAUCGUGUAAAUUCUACUGCUCUAUUCCUGCGUGUUUCCAUGCUAAUGUGCCAUUUAUUUACAGCUCAGUAUGGCUCCAAACGUAAAUCUAUGCCUGUCCUACUUGAACUUGCACUCGGAAUAUUGACACCCCCAGAAAAAACUACCGCAAACCCCUCCUGCAAAGAUAUGUCAUACGAAUAUUACUCAUGUGGGUUUGGAAAUAUACCUACGGCUUCUGGUGGGGGUGCUGAUGAAUUGUAGGGUUCCCAUAUAUUCAAUUUCGUCAUGGUCCAGCAUCAUUUCCACGACAGCGGCUCUCUUCUUGGAUCCGAUUCGGGACGUAUAUGAGGUAUGUAUGGCUCGGAGGCUUUGAGUAUAAGUACCUAACUUUGGUAGGCUUUUACCAUCUAUACUUUCUUUCAACUCUUGAUCAACUUCAUUGGAGGAGAACGGGCCCUUAUAAUUAUGAUGCACGGCCGAGAACCAGUUCAUCACUUAUGGCCCUUAAGUCACACGCUCCCUAAAGUCGAUAUCUCGGAUCCCUAUACUUUCUUAGCAAUCAAACGGGGGAUUCUCCAAUAUGCUUGGUUGAAACCAGUUCUGGGUAUAGCCACCAUAAUCAUGAAGGCCACUGGUGUGUAUGACGAGGGUGAUUUGAGUCCUUCCUCGGGUUACUUGUGGGUAACGAUUCUCUAUAACGUCAGUGUUACCCUGAGUCUGUAUUCUUUAGGAAUGUUCUGGGUAUGCAUGUCGAAAGACCUUCAACCUUUUCGUCCAGUUCCUAAAUUCUUGUGCAUCAAACUUAUUAUCUUCGCGUCUUAUUGGCAAGGAUUCUUUCUUGCAAUUCUUGUCUGGCUUGGUGCGAUUCCCGACAAUGUGGAAGGUUAUACUUCAGAUACUCUGGCAGCAGCAAUACAGGAUGCUUUGAUAUGCAUAGAAAUGCCUAUUUUUGCCAUCGGUCACUGGUAUGCAUUCUCAUGGCACGACUAUGCAGAUGUUACAAUUUCAUCCGCAAGGAUGCCAGUCUUAUAUGCCCUCCGCGACGCGUUUGGCGUGCGGGACCUCAUCGAAGAUACCAAGGAAACUUUUAGCGGCAAUCAAUAUGAAUAUCGCCUUUUUGAUUCCGGAGACAACGUUCUAGCUCAUGAAGGAUCUUCUUCGCGUGUGGCUAGAAUGAUGGAUGGGAUGCGAUAUGAACGUGGGGGAAAAGGCAAAUACUGGAUUCCUAAACCCGGGGAGGUGAACUCUAGGACUCCAUUGAUUGGAAACAACAGUGGGCCUAGUCGCUCUCGCAGCCCUACGAAGGGAAUACAGCAUGACGGCGCUAUGGACUAUGGAGGCGGAGACAUUGACGAAGCUCUGGAUCCAGAAGAAGAGGAUUUAUACGAGCGAGCCAGAAAGCUGGAAUUUGGGGAUUGGAAUGUGAGUUUGGUUUCAAUCUGGAUGACGAUUUAUUUGCUCACCAAAAUAGUAUCCUGUAAUCACAGCUCACCAGGUCUCUCGGGAAAGGUGGCUUCACUCUUCGCCCAACCUAUUAACAACCUCUGCAAAUCGUAAUCUUUUACAACCCACACGCGAUAACGAGAUUCGCAGGGCUAGCGACAUCCGCGAAACGGUAGAGGACGUAACAAAGAAGACGCAGCGGAAACAUAGUGCUUCCAAUAAAGGUAAGAAAAGAGAUCUUAGUACAGAAGAUAAGCAGCAGAAGAAGGGAGCUCCGACAGGCGAGGAGGGACGCGCGCCAGCUAUGAAAGGGAUGCUCCGACACCACUCAUCGGCAUCCAGCUCUGCGAAAUCGGAUCGUAGUCAGUUAGUUGAUUUGGUGGUCGAAGACACUGCUGCAGAAGAAACAGAGAGAGUCCGAGCCCGUAAAGAAGGCAGCGCGGGCUGGAAUGCCGCUGAACCUAAACAUUUUGUGUAAGUUCGCAGCCAGAUAAAGCUUGAAAACAAUGCUUACGUGUUUAAUAGGCGAACUUACGGCAAGGCUACAGGAGAAGAUGUCAGGGAAGGAUUUGAGCCAGAUGACAAUAUUCCUGAUCAUGAGCAUAAUGAAGAGAACGACCCCUUCUCUGUCGGCGAUGGGUUGGAUAGUUCUCAUUCAGAUGAAGCUCGUCAUUGGCAGGAGGCCAAGGAGCCGGAAGUAAAAUUGAAGCCAAAGUAUGGUAUUGAAGGGGAAGCUUUUGAGAAUGUUUGGGGUGGAGGGGAGUCCUCCAAGCCCCCACAAGGGAAUCCUUGAUGUGUAAUAUACCCUUUGCUGUGCAUUGUUUGGAUUUGGAUUUGGCGAGCGAGGCGUUCAUUGGUUUGGUUGGUUGGUCUUGUGAAAGAAAUAACAAAAGCGGCUGUCCUCAUCAUAUUCUGAGCGUUGACGGAUUUCUGGUAUUCUGCUAUAUAACGGACAGGUAGAUUUAGAUGAUUAGUGUUCUGUUUCAACCUUCUGCUUUCCCCUUUAUUACCAUAUAUAUAUUCAUAUAUAAUCAAAUGUCCAUUUUCGCUUAACA